Molecule: messenger RNA, 2183 nt
Organism: Harmonia axyridis
Lineage: Eukaryota; Metazoa; Arthropoda; Insecta; Coleoptera; Coccinellidae
Product: high affinity copper uptake protein 1-like
Exons: 4
Coding region: 290-832 (180 amino acids)
Biological process (GO): copper ion transmembrane transport; intracellular copper ion homeostasis
Cellular component (GO): plasma membrane
Molecular function (GO): copper ion transmembrane transporter activity
Source: RefSeq, a predicted model, not a curated record
AUUUCGUUUUAGGAUAAACCGAAUAUUGAAAGGAGGAAAAAAAUAAUAUAAUACAGUUCUGUUCUAUGUCAUGUAGACCAUAAAAAAAGUGAAAAAUCCUUGAGGUUUUGAUCAACUAAUCUUAUCAGCUUGGAUAUGUGUAGUGAUAAGUAAACAAAUCAUUGGUCUCUUUUAUUUUGACCAUUUUAAUAUUAUCAUGGAUUCUAUAUCAUAGGUACUGUGUCGAAACAAAAGAAAGAAAGAUUUAGUGAAACUAUGAUUUAUUCUGACUAACAUUGUACCAAGAAAAAUGCAUAUGUCAUUUUGGUGGAGCUCUGAUGUUGAUGAUUUCUUAAUUUAUGGAUUCAACAUUAAUUCAGCUGGUUUUUUGAGUUUAUUAUGUAUUUGUGUUAUAUUUCUAUCCUUUUUCUUUGAAUGGUUACGAUACUUGCAGACAAAACAGAGACAACGGGAGUUGAUUUUGAGAGCUAAGCAAUUGAGUUUGAUCUGUGCUAACGAGAAUACUAUACUUCUAGCAAGAAACAUUACAGAUCGUAGAAAUCCCUUGAAUAUAACUGUCUGUGAUAGAGCUCUUUUGUUUAGUACGGAUUUGUCAUUAUGGUUUGCCCUGCAAAGUUUGGGUUAUAUUUUAAUGCUCAUUGCCAUGCUUUAUAAUGGAUGGUUAUUCAUAGCUUGUAUUAUUGGGGGAGGCCUUGGCUAUUUUGUUUUUGGACAGAAAUUUAUGAAAAUAAACAUGCAAAAUUGCCAGAUUAUCAGAGAUACAUAUUGCAUGGCAACCUGUGGGGAACCAGAUAUUUUGAAACAGCUGAUAAAUAACUUCAUUCAAAUGUAACCUUCUCCUAUCCCAAGUCCCUGUCCCUUGAAGAAGGUAAUAGAAAAGAUGGAGAGUCUACCCCCGCUGGAAAUAGACCUUCAACAAGCUCAGAAACAUGUCAUAUGGUAAAUGAAGACCAGUCUAGCAAUAGUGGAAAGGAAGAAUGUGAGAAAUGUUGAUCACCAAUUAUUUCCAAAUUAUACAUAACUAAUUUUCGACCUUAGGAUACCUUCUUCAACAUCAAAAUUACCAUCAGAUUACUUUCUUGUUUUGCCAUUAAAUCGUUAAUAAUAUUAGAUGUGUUUUCAAUAUUUUUAUGGGUAAUGCUUCAAGGUGAAUUUUUUUUAUUUAUGAUGGAAUAGUUUUAUUAUUAUGAAUAUUUUGAUGAUUGCAACCACGACAUUCCAAAUUUUUGUGCCAUUCUAUUUCUUCAUACUGAAUAACAUCCUUUUAAUCUAGUCUAUAAAAAUUGCUCUCUUGAUAGACAAUUUAUUAAAUUCGGAAAUAAGAAUUAGUCCUUUUCAUAAACAGAUAUGAAAAAUUGAAAUUAUAUUGAUUAUCAAAAAUGACUUAUAUUGAAUUAUAUCUUUGUAUUGUUACAAAUGUUCAUCUCAUCUCGCAUUUUAUUGAAGCUUCCUUUUUUUUGGAAUGGAAAUAAAUAUAGACUCAAGAAAUUGAAAAAAUCCUUCAAUUACAUACAGACGAAUGUUUUCUUUUUAUUUUAGGACCGUCCAAUGGAGCUGUUUCUUUGAUCAAAUUAUACAAUUCAAUUUUUUUCUUAGAACUAAAUAAAACCAUGAUAACAUCACAUACCUGCCAUGCUUUUAGUUUGAUGUAGAAUUCGUCAGACAGAAAGAGGUAUGAUGUUAUUGUUGGUUUGAUUAUAUCAAUAUUGCUUUUUUUGAAAAGUAAUUUUUGUAAAAAGUCAUUUUUAAUUAUUGUAGUAUUGUGAUAGAUAUUCUAUUUACUCAUUUUUGUCAAGCUGGUAGCUAGAACUGAGGAAUUAGAAAAUGUUCUCCUUGAAAUUGUAAGAAAUUUCAUAUAGAUAAAAAAAGCAAUGUUCUUUGAAGGCUAGUACAGACUAGGUUAUGGCAGCAUUCAUACAAGGUGCUUAAUGCAAAGCCUGCGUUUGUGUACAACUCCAUACGACCCCAUGUUUCUCAAAACGUGAGUUUGCCAUGCACGCCUAGUAUGUACCAGGCUUAAAUUUGUUAACAUUGUCAUGAAAAGUUGUUACCUAAGUGGUUACGUAUCAAUGUGCCUUAAAUUGUUGAAAAUUGAGUAAUUUUAUGUGUUCCAUAUUAUUCUGUCCAUAUUGUUUUUUAUCUAGUUUAUGUAUAAAGGGUUGAAAUAGAGUUUAUAUUUACAC